Erpetoichthys calabaricus (reedfish) is the source of this 7375-nucleotide messenger RNA. It is a transcript of the gene themis, whose product is annotated as thymocyte selection associated. The coding region runs from base 146 to 2164 and encodes 672 amino acids. Gene Ontology annotation, biological process: T cell receptor signaling pathway. Lineage: Eukaryota; Metazoa; Chordata; Cladistia; Polypteriformes; Polypteridae. The transcript has 6 exons. The record is from RefSeq and is a predicted model, not a curated record.
UACAAUGCAGCAUCUUUGAGAAAGGCAUCAGUCUUCACAUUGACAUAAAUAUAAUUAAUCAGAAAAUGCUUGAUAUCUUUUUAGGUUAAAGGUAUUUUCACUUGCAGGUUAUUUCUUAAGCAUAUACUGUUGAGAAAAUCAUCUCAUGAAAAUGGCUUUGUCACUGGAGCAGUUUAUUUCUUCAUUGGAUUGCAAAACUCUUCCCAGAAUAAUACAGAUUCAGUCAGGGAUCUAUUUUCAAGGUUCUAUCUAUGAGAUGUUUGGGAAUGAAUGCUGCCUUCCUACUGGUGAGGUUAUAAAGAUUAUAAGCAUUAAAAUCUCAAAAGUGUCUGCAGAAAUUCACAAUGAAGAUGAAGACAAGACAUGUUUUGAUUUGCCACUAGACUUUCCAGGUCUUUUCAGGAUUGUGGCAGAUAGAAAGCCCUACGUCACCCUGGGUGAGAUUGCAAUGACUUCUGAGAUAUGCCCCAGCAGAGUGAACCAAAUCAAAAUCACAAGUGCAAAUGCGAUCCAAGUGAACGAUGAGGUGAUCCAAAGAGAUGAGAGCAUAAUACUGUCUUCCUUAGCGGAGGAAAGCAGUGAGCAACUGGUGAACUGUGAAGUUAUCCGGAAAGACAAAAAGCUCACCUUUACACUACCUCUGUCCUUCAAAGGAGAAUUUUAUGAAUGUGAAGAUGACCAGUUUUAUACACUUGCUGAGAUAAUAGAGUGGAAGAUGCCAAAGGGUCGAAAGCGAACAGUGAACAUGGCAAAGACGACUACAGUCCAAGAAUUUUUUUUUAAUUACUUGCCUGAGAAUUUCAAAGGUGAAUUAGACCUUGCGCCCAUAUACGAACUGCAAGCAGUAAUGAAGUUUCGCAAGGACAUUGUGCAUAUACCAUCCACUCUUGAUGUUGAAGUGAUAGAUGUGACUGAUAAAUAUGACAUGAAUUCAUUUGUGCAGCCUUUGUCACUACAUGACAUAUUUAGUCGACAUCAUGAAGACUUCCCUAUGGUGGCUGAAAUUAUUGAAGGCCCUGAGCAAACUCAAGAGUCUUUCAAGUUCCUGAAGUCCUGCAAGGAGAUCAUAAUAUACAAAGCAUUUGAAGCUAAGAGAAUCCUGGCAUCAGAGAUAAGAAGUGACUCCCAAAAAUAUUUUUUAAUUCCGACUUCUUAUAAUGGCAAGUUCAAAAGAAGGCCCCGUGAGUUUCCAACGGCAUAUGACUUGGAAAUUGCCAAGAGCAACAAAGAGCAAUUGCAUGUGGUUGCAACUAAAGAAUUUGGUUCUCACUAUGAAGGCCUUCAGACAGUUUCAAUUGGAGACCAGUUCCUUGUCCAACAUCGAGAAACAAGUGAGGUUAUCUAUGAUGGAACUCGAAAAAUGGUGGAAGCAUUGGCUUGCGAGAAGAUUAAAAAAGAUGGUUACGAGUCUGUAUUAAUACCCAUGUGUAUGGAAGGAGGAUUUGUGGAAGUGAUACAUGACAAGAAACAGUAUCAAAUAUCUGAAAUCUGUCAAAAAUUCCAGUUGCCUUUCAAUGUUAAAGUAUCUGUUAGAGACUUAUCAAUCAAGACAGAUGUCUUAGCUACCAUGCCUGGCCUUCAUUUAGAAGAAGAAAUUACUGGUUCUUAUCUUCUCAUGGCUCCACUUCACAACCAGGCGGAAAGCUAUGAAAUCCCAGUAAAUCGAAUUAAAGUGUCUUUGCAGCUGCUCUUCAGACCUGACAAGGAAACUGAGAUUCCUCCAGUUAAAACAAUAGUGGAGCAGAUCAGCGAGGACUGCUACUACACUUUACGCCGAUACGUAAAUGCUACGCUGAUCCCACCUCCUCGGCCACCAAAGAAGCCCCUGGAACAAUCAACAUCAUCAUUGCAACCAGGCCAACCAAACAAACCUGACACAAGCAGCACACCUAAGAGUCCACAGUUAAACAUUCCCAAGAUGAAGCAUGCUCAGUCUGCAUCUCCAGAUCUCAAAAAUUCCUUGCCUGAAAAAGAAAUCAAGAGGAAUCUCCUUGUCGAAAGUGCAAAGAGUGUGGAAAAAGCUGCAAACUCAAUGAAUGAAACAAAAGAUGACUAUGAAUAUAUUGACCAGGAAGAAGUGGAAGGCAUUAGGAAAAAAAUGCAAGGAAUAAUUGGAGAAGCAAAGCCCAAAUACAUAACAAAUGAAGGCAACCAGUAUGAAUAAUGUCUAAUGUAACGUUGCAAGUCGAAAUUCUAUCAUUCAUUAAUGUCAAUUUAGACUUUCUUACUUUAUGUUUUUUUUUAAUUUGUUUCAGUAAAUGAGGAUUUUGUCAGGUCUUUCAUAAAGUAUAAAUGGAGUACCUACAUUUGUUAGAUGUCACUUUACUAAUUGGUAUGAAAUGUAAUUCUCUAGAGGUUAAAUAUACUAUUUAGCUAUUUCAUUACACUUAUUUUUUCUGGAUAGAAUAAUUGGCUCGGCUUGACAAGCCAAGACAAAAUGUAGCAACAAAGCAAUUUAUGCUUCUAUUACCAUCACCACUGUAGAGAAUCAAAGCUGUUAUGCCAUUGACCUCACAUAAUUGUAUGAAUCCAUUUUCGACUUUGCAACUGAAGUCUGGUUUUCAGGUACUGCACUCCUGAGAUUAUGUAAUUUUUUUGUUCUUUUUUUUACUGUAUUCUAUCUGAGAUAUUCAUUUCUUUAAAGCUAUGUCUUCUUUCCAUCUGUGAUUUAAAUCCUAUACAGCUCACAGUUCUCAUGAGUAUUGCUCGCAACUGAGCAGAAAAUGUCCUUUUUCAUUUUAAAUGUCUAAUUUGCAAUUGUCUUCAUGAUAUUUGUAACUUUUUUCAGUUAAACUGAUCUGGCUGCUCUUCUGCCAUGAUUUAUGAGUUGGUAAUGUGUGUGUUUAUUUAUCAGUCCAUUUUCCAUCAUCACAUGAGUUAUUUAUUUUAAGUUCAGGGAAAGCGCACCACUUCUGUGUUUAUUAGUUUUUGUUGGAUGAGAUGGGUCACUAGGUAAGACAAAUCUAUUCACUGAAAGAGUUAGCUAUUUAAAUAAGACAUAUUGAUUCUCCAGCACUGGUAUGCCCUUUAUUAAAGUUAUAUUUUGCUCAGAUGCUAAAAAGAACUGUCAUAUUAACAAAGAUUCUGUGUGACAUGCUGAAUAUAUAUCUUUAUUUGUAAGCCCCAGUGGUUCAUACCUUCUUCUUUUGAGAACAGAUUUAUGCUGUGGUCUUUAAUUGCAAACUUUUAGUAAGGAAACUUUUUAUUUUUUUUACAUUACUUAAAUAGCAACAAAUGAAAAUGCUUUAUUAUCCAGUAGACCAGUGAUGUCCAGAUCAAGGCCAUAUUAAACAUAAUACUGAGGUUUUUUUCCAAACCUGGAGUCUUCCUACAGUAUUAACUUCAAAAUUUUAUCUACCAAGUAUCACCCACAGAAAUGUGUCCCACUUAAAUCAGACCAAAUGCAAAAUCAUAUGUUUAAUAAACUAGUGUUUUCUCCUCAGACUGUCUUAUCUCUGUACAUGUGUUACAUACACAUAUGCAAGCUGAGGGCUGCUCAGGAAAAAAAAUCUAAAUAAAAUAAACAUUCAGAUAAAAUAAAACACACAUAUAUCUCAUAUUUAAAAUACGAGAAAUCAGUUAAGUCAGCCAUUUUCUAAACCGCUUAAUCCUGAACAGGGUUUCAGGGAGUGCUGGUUAGGGAUAGGGUUAGGGUUACGAUUAAGGUAAAGCAUAAUUACACUUUUUUAAAAACUUAUUUGUGAGCUCAUGCAUAUUUUUUUCCCAAUUUCAACUAAUCUGUCUCUCACGUGAGAUACCUAAAGUUCCUAUGACAAAUAGCAGGGGUCAUUAGUUUGACUUCCACCACCAUAGGUAACUUGACACGAUUUUUAUUGACUGGUAGAACUGAUUUUAUUGACUGAUUUUUGUUGACUUGUAGAACAUUAACAUGUUAAUGGGAAAGAUCUUGCAUAACAUUAAAAAAGGUACAGUAGAUGUUACAAGUAAAAAGUAUAUAGCUGUCUCUCUUUUGUAUUUUGUAUCAUAUUUUCACCAAGCCAUUUUAUCAUGGUGAGGUGAAGCCUCUUUUGGAAAUUUAUAGACCAAGUGGCUUUGGCUAUGACUGUCACAAGCUUUAUUUUUGCCUAUUUUUUGUGGACAAUGUAAGCAGGUAGUUAAGUCUAACAUCUUUAUAUACAAUGCUGUGAAGUACAUAAAUGAAAUCAUUAGAUUAUCAUGGCACACUCGAUUCCUGUUCUCCUUGAGAGUUUUGUCAUCAAAAACAAAAUCUAACAUCUAAUGAUAAAUAACAGUGAAAUAAAAGUAAACAAAUAAUAUGAAGUAUACGAUAACAGCAGAUCUCCUUUGCAAAGCAAAGUGAUGUCCUUCAUACUGAAUUUUAUUUUCCAAUUCAAAAUUUUGUUUAUGAUACAGAAAGCUGUCCAUGAGAAAUACAGAGGUUGUUGGGUAAUGGUCUGUCACCAUAAGGGUGUUUAGUUAUAAGCAUUAAAUUAUUAAGGCAAGUUGUACUGGGAACUAAAUAUAUUUGAAUUAAAAAGGCAAAUUAGUAGAAAUAACAGUGAUGUAUCAAAUGAGUGGGAAGUGAAAGACCCCGGGGUGGUGACAUGUACCUUUUAGAAAGGAAAUAUAUAGUGGUAAAGAAUGUUCAGAUAAUCUUCACAUGUCAAGCUUGACAAUGUGCCAGCUCAUAUAUGUAAAAGUGAUUUGUAAACUGCACUUUGAUAGGUUAUGAUGGGGCUUUCCAUUCAGUGAAAAUGAAAUAUUUUGGUCCAAAACCAUGUCCAUGAAGCUUCUAGCGUAAAAGGCUUCUUUUCUGUUUAAGUUAUCUAGUCAGUUUAAAUGAAGAUAUAUACUGCUCACAUAAUAUAAAGAAUAGAAAGUUUCUAAAAGUUUCAUUUCAAAAUGAUAGCAAAAUAUCUCAGUCACCAUAGUUUGGAACCUUGUGUUAACUAUAAGCGUGGGAGGGAAGGGAAAGGAAGAGAAAAUUUCCAAGUUCACAAUAGUUAUGUUUAUUCUUAAGUCCAAAAGAUAAUAUAAAUCAUAUAUGCAGGAACCACACAAGCACUGACUGCAUGGCAACUUCAUAGAUGAUUCUGAUUCAUAAGUUCAACAAAAGCAUAGAUUUCACAAAUACCUUAUGUUCAUAAGUGUAGCAUCUAAUACAUCCAAUAAAAGGCUUUGGGUUUAUAGGAAAUCUUAUGAUGUAGAACUAGAAAUGACAAUUUAGACUGUAACAGAGAGACAUAGUACUCUUUAAUAAUGGCAUCAUUAGGUAACAUGAAAUUAAAGAAAGAGAACUUGUUGGUUAAUAAAUGACAAUGUAUAGGCUUUUUGUAUAAAGACCCAUGUCCACAGUCCCUUAUGAGAACCAAAAUCUUCAGUGUAAUGUGAGCUUUAACUGUAGUCAGUAGAAGGUGUUCACCUUAAAAUGUGAGAGAAGGUUAGAGUAUAAACCAAAUGGGAUCAUUGCCUGUUGGUUGCACUGCAGCAAUCUUGUCAUCAACAGCUCCACAGCCUGUCUGUGGUUGGGUUUCCAUGUUAGGCCUAGCAGUUGCAGCUGAGUAAUUAGCCACUCAUGUGAGUAUUCUGCAGUUGCAAGAUUACAGCUUGUGAUUGUUUCCUUGAUGCCCAUUGCUGUGCAUACUUUCUUGGGCAUCUCAGAGCAAGCAGGUGGAAGUGUGGGAGUUAGAUAAACAUGGGAAGAUCACAAAGUAAACUGUCAAGUCUUCUGCAAUGGCUGCUGGUCUCCAGUAUAUUCUGCCUUAAUAAUAAUAAUUCUUUGCAUUUAUAUACUGUAGCACUUUUCUCACUACUCAAAGCGCUCAGCAAUUGGAGGUUAAGGGCCUUUCUCAAGGGCCCAACAGAGCAGAGUUCCUACUGGCAUUUAUAGGAUUCAAACCGACAACCUUCAGAUUGCCAGUGCAGAUCCCUAGCCUCAGAGCCACCACUCCGACUUAAUGCGCCAUUGUGGAUUCCGCUUCUUCUUGUGCUGAAUUCCUGUGUUCUGCUCCUUGCUUUUGUUAUUUUAUUAUUAUUAUUAUUAUUACUUGGUUAUUAGUAAGCAGGUACCACAGUUCAUUUGCCAUGUAGCUUCUUUGGUGAAGUCAUCUUUUGUGAGCUUACCAGUUGGCUGCUGAUUAGGCUCCUGUUUUAACACAAUUUAGGAGUCCAGCCAGAGGGGCAUUGCAAUAGUUUAAACAACACACAAAUAGUGCCAGGACCAGGUGCUGCAAAGCAAAGAACUCUUCAUAACAUUUGCUGGAUAUUUUUAAGAGAUCAGAAAAAACACUUCAAAAAGUUUUUAAAAACUCUUAAACAAAACUUUAUGAAUAACAGAAAGAAUUGGUGAAGCCCAGAUAAAUGACAGAAAAAAUUAUAUUCACAUGAUAUAUAUUUUUAGUUACCCAUUUCUCCAUUUUCCCAUGUAAAUUAUCCUUGAUCACAUUCACAGGAAACUGGAUCCAUCUCUGGAGCCUCAAUCAGGUGUUUUUAGGUAUUUUGCUAACACUUUAGUUUAGGUACUGCAAAAAUGCAUCUAUUUCUCAUUUACUAUUAGGUAACAAGACGUUUAAAUACAUUUCUUUGGAUCUUCACCACUUUGGAGUGGUCUGAGGUGGAUUCAUUGAUAGUACAUAUUUAGUAUAAGACCUAAAGAUCUUGGCAAUACGUCACGCUGCACAGAGAUGAAUAACCUAUCCACUGAUGUUUUAUAAGUUUUAUAAAGAUCAAAAGAAGCCUUUGUUAAGGUUAUAAAACAUACUGUAAGAAUAAAUGAGUAAUAGAUGCAUUUUUGUUAACAAUAUUUUCAUGCAUUCUGAUUUGGUCAUUAAUUGCAUGUAAACCUCUUGACAAAUGUUAGUACUAGUGAGAUCAAAGAUGGAGUUAUAUGAUUUUUUAUAAGCAUAUCAAUGUUCUUAAAUUUGGAGAUAUUUUUUCCAACAGAUGGAUUUUGCCAACAAAACAAUUAAGAUAAUGAAAUUGAAUCAUGAAGAUUAGCAGGUGUAUUUCUUUCCUGUUUAAUGAUUAAAGCAGUAUUUUAUUUAUUUUAAAAAUGACAUUUAUUUGACAGCUCAUAAAGUCUCAAAAUACAUAACACCAGCAUAUUAUGUGUGAAGCCUUCCAGUGAUGAGUCAAUAGGAGUGAAGGCUUCAUCUUGUUUCUGUCUAAGCAUUAUUACAGAAGCACUUUUCAUUCAGUCAGAUUCUGUGUGAGAUUUCUGAAUAUUUCCUGAGACCUAUAGUAUAUUGUUUUGUUUUUCUGAAUUUUAAUGGCUAACAGUAGGCAUAUGAAUUUUCCUACUUUUGUUAAAUUUUGCAUUUUAUUUAUUUUUUGGAUGGUUUUAUAGAUUUUAUUCAAAUAAUGUAAACAUUUUUCUUAUCAUAAUAAAUACCCUUUUAAGCACACCAUGAAAAAA